Musa acuminata AAA Group (dessert banana) is the source of this 1743-nucleotide messenger RNA. RefSeq names its product DEAD-box ATP-dependent RNA helicase 15. Gene Ontology annotation, molecular function: ATP binding; RNA binding; RNA helicase activity. Bases 180 to 1466 code for a protein of 428 amino acids. The record is from RefSeq and is a predicted model, not a curated record. Lineage: Eukaryota; Viridiplantae; Streptophyta; Magnoliopsida; Zingiberales; Musaceae. The transcript is spliced from 12 exons.
CUACCUCAUCUCAUCCUGUUUCUUUGACCCUUCCGCCGCCUCUUCCUCAAACCCUAGCCGCCUCUGAAUCUCGCUCGCCAAAACCCUUGCCGAUUCUUCCCUUUUGCUCUUGAUUUUUUCUUGCAGACGCGCUCUCAGCCACCUUUCGUUCCCUAAUCCGCCGUUUCCGGUCUCGAAGGAUGGGUGAAGCCAGGGACAACGAUGCUUACGAGGAGGAGCUUCUCGACUACGAGGAGGAAGAGGAGAAGGCCCCUGAUUCCGCCGCUGCUAAGGCCUCUGGUGAAGCGGUGAAGAAGGGUUAUGUUGGAAUUCACAGUUCAGGUUUCAGAGACUUCCUGUUGAAGCCAGAACUUCUCCGUGCCAUUGUAGAUUCAGGUUUUGAGCACCCAUCCGAAGUACAACAUGAAUGCAUCCCUCAAGCUAUCCUUGGAAUGGAUGUCAUCUGCCAAGCUAAGUCCGGAAUGGGGAAAACUGCUGUUUUUGUUCUUUCAACUCUACAGCAAAUUGAGCCCGUUGCAGGGCAAGUUGCUGCACUUGUGCUAUGUCAUACAAGGGAAUUGGCUUAUCAGAUCUGCCACGAGUUCGAGAGGUUCAGCACUUACUUGCCUGAUAUUAAGGUUGCUGUUUUUUAUGGUGGAGUUCACAUCAUGAAGCACAAGGAUAUUUUGAAGAAUGAAUGCCCACAUAUUGUAGUCGGCACACCAGGAAGAAUACUGGCACUUGCAAGAGAUAAAGAUCUUUCUUUGAAGAAUGUGAGGCACUUUAUUCUUGAUGAAUGUGACAAGAUGCUCGAGUCACUUGAUAUGCGUAGAGACGUUCAGGAGAUCUUCAAAAUGACACCUCACGACAAGCAAGUUAUGAUGUUCUCAGCUACUCUCAGCAAGGAGAUCCGCCCCGUAUGCAAAAGAUUCAUGCAAGAUCCUAUGGAAAUAUACGUUGACGAUGAGGCCAAACUGACAUUGCAUGGUCUAGUACAGCACUACAUCAAACUAACCGAGUUGGAAAAGAACCGGAAACUGAAUGAUCUUUUGGAUGCACUGGACUUCAAUCAAGUUGUGAUCUUUGUGAAAAGCGUGAGUAGAGCAGCGGAGCUGAACAAGUUACUUGUCGAGUGCAACUUCCCAUCAAUCUGUAUCCACUCUGGCAUGUCACAGGAGGAAAGGUUGACGAGGUAUAAGAAUUUCAAGGAAGGUCUUAAAAGGAUUCUUGUAGCUACUGAUCUGGUUGGGAGGGGAAUUGAUAUUGAGCGAGUCAACAUCGUGAUAAACUAUGACAUGCCAGAUUCCGCUGACACUUAUCUCCACAGGGUUGGAAGGGCUGGUCGUUUUGGUACCAAAGGACUUGCUAUUACGUUUGUUUCUUCGGCUUCAGACUCUGAUGUUCUCAAUCAGGUGCAAGAGAGGUUUGAGGUGGACAUUAAGGAGCUGCCAGAGCAGAUUGACACUUCAACCUACAUGCCGUCGUGAUGACAUGGCAAUGUUGCAAGCAACUGGUUUGAAGACUGGACAUGGCAACGGUGCCAGCGUGAUGUAAAAGUUUUCACUGGAAUUGGUUCUAGAAAUUUCUUUCGAGAUAGGCGGUGGUAGGAACUGUAUGUACCUUUAAAGCGUAAACCACGCGGCAGCUUCUUACAGCUUAAUGGUUUGCCUUUGCUUUAUGUAGUUACUACCAUAAUUAAUUAUGACAAUGUUUGUAGUCGUUUUAUAUUUCUUUAGAACAAAUACUUCUGAUUUGUUUUGCUUA